CUCUGUGGCACGCUCACUGCAGGCGGAACCUGCUGAUCGACGAGGUCUCUGCCAGCAGGACUCGGAAUAUUUUUGGUUUUUCCCACAGGCGUUGUCUGGUACAGACUUGAGCAGCGCUGCUCAAGCCAUGGAGGGAGUGUGUGCUGCAGUUUGCGCAGCUUUUUCCGUGGCUUAUUCUGGGUACUUUCUCACCCACCUGGCACGUCACAUCACCCGUGCCUGGAGAGAAUCCGGUCUUUGGAGCCCAACACCAACCUCGGAGGAUCCUCUGGCUGCGUGUCUUCCUGCAGAAGAGGCCAGAGGGGAGGAAGAUGCUCCCCAAACUGCGCCUGCUGCCACUGCAGGGCCUGAGCAUCCAGCAUCAGAAAGUAGCAGCUCUGGGUCGUGCUGUGGCUGGAGCAAAGCAUAGCUGCAAGUUUCUGAUCAGACAGCACCUCCUGUGCCUGGCUGAAGAUGCUGGAGGCUGGAAUCUUUCCGGCCCUUCCCCCAGUCAGUGGAGCUUGGAAAAGCAGAGUGGAACUUGGAUUGUUUAUGCAGCAGCUUCCUACUGUUCUGAAAGGGGCUGUGAAUUUGUCUUAGUAAGAGACAAGAGGUAGCAUUAGGAUGUCUUUGGAUGCUCCUGGGGUACAAGUGAGGUCCUUGGUGGCCAGUGGCUGUGCAGGCUCCCUGUCCCCUGUGAGGAGAGCAGUGCAAAGAUGCAGUUCACAAGCUUGCAGGAUACGAGGAGGCACUGUCCCCAGCAGGGACCUGGCCCUCCCCACAGAGCAGCUAAAGUCAGUAGCUAAAGGAAGAGCUGAGCUGCAGCAGGGCCUGUAGCUGAAUAUAGGUAAGGUGGUGAAUGACAGGUUCUUUCCUAUCCCUCAUGCUGCUGUCUGUCCACAGAGCACAAGGGCAGCGUCAGCACCUGCUCUAGCUGCCUCUGUACCUGAGGAAGAGGCUGAAGAGGAGGAAGGUGCCGAUGAACCUGGCCCUGCGGUCGGUCAGCCCAUGGCCGGAGCAAACAACACCAGUAAGUGCCCGCUUUGGGUAGCAGCAUCUUUGGUGUCAUUUUGUCCGUCAUGUAAAAGCAGCCUUUGGAUUUUGUGCCUUGAGCUGUUGAAGCGGGCUGCACAAGCUGAGAGGUGAAGAGCCCUGGGUGUGGCCAGCAGCAUCUUCCUAGGGGCUUGCAUUUGAAAUGGAAUGGGGGCAUCUCUGCCAGGCUCAUUUGUGACCCAAAUUCAUUUCUUGUCCCAGAGCUCCAUCUCCUCUGUCCUGGCACCUGCACGAGCUGCAGCUGAAGGCUCGGGAGAAGGCUCCAGUGCCCAGGCUGGAAGCUCAAGCACGAGCAGCUCGUGCACCUGGAGCACGACCAGCUCGUCUGGCAGCAGAGAGCAGCAGCGAGAGAGGACAGAGGACAAGUGCCUGGCCAUGCUGAAGAUGCUGGUGAGCGAGGGAGAUCCUGAGGCUAAAUACACAGAACUGGAAACUCUUGGCAAAGGGGGUUUCGGCACUGCGUGCAUGGCAGUGGAGACUGCCACAGGAGAAGAGGUGGCCAUCAAGAAAAUUAGUCUCCUGCAAGAGAGCAGCAGUGAGCUGUGCCUGAAUGAAAUCCAGGUCAUGCGUGGCAGUAAGAAUGCCAACCUUGUGAACUAUGUAGACAGCUACCUGGUGGAUGAGGAACUCUGGCUGGUGAUGGAAUACAUGGACGGAGGUUCUUUACAUGAUGUCAUCAGGGAGACUCGCAUGGCAGAAGGAGAGAUAGCAGCUGUCUCUCAGGAGUGCCUGCAAGGCCUGGAUUUCCUGCACUCCAAGCAAGUGAUCCACCGAGAUAUCAAAACCCACAACAUUCUCCUGGGCUUGGAUGGAUCAGUCAAGUUGGCUGAUUUUGGCCUUGCUGCUCAGCUCACCACCGAGCAGAACAAACGGAGAUCAGCUGUUGGAACAACUUACUGGAUGGCGCCAGAAAUUUUCACCAGGAAGCCCUAUGGCCCCAAAGUGGACAUCUGGUCCUUUGGCAUCGUGGGGAUCGAGAUGGUGGACGGAGCGCCUCCGUACCUGAUGAAAACCUCCCGCACAGUUCAACAGCUGAUAAGCACCGGGGCCCCCCCGAAGCUGCAGAAGCCCAGGCAGCAGUCGGCGUGGCUGCGAGACUUUCUGCACUGCUGCCUGGAGAGGGACGAGGACAGGCGCUGGUCUGCCCAGGAACUUCUGCAGCAUCCAUUUGUAACAUCAGCCAAGCCAGCCUCCUCCCUGACGCCUCUGAUCAUGGCCACGCAGGAGUUCAUGGCCGACAGGAGAUACUAGCCCUGGAGGAGGCCUUUGUUGUUGUUUGUUGUUUGAAGUUU
This is a messenger RNA of Passer domesticus (house sparrow), 2324 nucleotides long. RefSeq names its product serine/threonine-protein kinase PAK 3-like. The coding region runs from base 1180 to 2283 and encodes 367 amino acids. The transcript has 11 exons. Gene Ontology annotation, molecular function: protein serine/threonine kinase activity; ATP binding. NCBI's taxonomy places the organism in Eukaryota, Metazoa, Chordata, Aves, Passeriformes, Passeridae. The record is from RefSeq and is a predicted model, not a curated record. Gene Ontology annotation, cellular component: cytoplasm. Gene Ontology annotation, biological process: regulation of MAPK cascade; intracellular signal transduction; protein phosphorylation.